Molecule: messenger RNA, 2938 nt
Organism: Rhinopithecus roxellana (golden snub-nosed monkey)
Lineage: Eukaryota; Metazoa; Chordata; Mammalia; Primates; Cercopithecidae
Gene: TCAP
Product: titin-cap
Exons: 2
Coding region: 1990-2493 (167 amino acids)
Biological process (GO): skeletal muscle myosin thick filament assembly; skeletal muscle thin filament assembly; detection of muscle stretch
Cellular component (GO): Z disc
Molecular function (GO): titin binding; protein-macromolecule adaptor activity; structural constituent of muscle
Source: RefSeq, a predicted model, not a curated record
CUUGUUGGGGAGUGGGUGGUAGGUGGGAGUGGGCUGCUGGCCAUGAAUCUCUGCCUCUCCCAGGCUGUCCCCCUCCUCCCAGGGCCUCCUGGGGGACCUUUGUAAUUUAAGCCAAUUAAAAAUAUGGACUCAAAAAAAAAAAAAAAAAAAUUCCAGCCCCUCCUGCUGCCUUGCCUCUUGAGGGAAGAGGAAGGCAGGCAGCAGGUUGGAUGAGGAGGGAGACCCUGCACACAACCUCUCCUGGGCUCACAGGAGGGCGGAGCCUGGGGAGCCAGUUGCUGGAACAUGCCCCCCCUUUCCUGACCUGUUCAACUGAGCAGAUGACUGGUCAGAAAAAAUGCCCCGCCCCCUGCCAGGCCUCAGCAGGGCAAGUUAAAGUCUCUAGUCCAGGAAUGGAGGUGGAAGUAUGGGCACCUGGCAGUGCUCACAGCAAGCCUUGACUGUGUGGCCUGGAGGUGGGGCCUGAGCUUCAGGGUCACUGAGGUACCUCUGGGAUCCCAGCCACCUGGAGCCCCGGACCUCCCAGACUCCACUCACCCAUUCCCUCUCCCCUCACCGCACUCACACCAGGGGCAGCCUGGAGCCGGGAUUGCAGGGCGGGGCCAGGCCACUGCCCUCCUCCCUCCUGGCUGGCCUGCCCCCUUGCCUGCCUGCAUGCAGGCUUCUAGCAGAGCCAGCUUCUUCAGAGCCAGGUGGAUCCUGUCUUGGUCCUGCCUAGGUGUGUGACCCUGGGCAAAUCUACCUCUCUCAGCUUCUGCUUCCUACUUUAUGAAAAUGUGACUGAUGUCACAGGGUUGUUAUGAGAUUAAAAGAUACGAAGAACCGUGCACAGUGCUCACUAAUCAGUAGUCUGCAAUUCUGCACCCAGGUGGGUGCCCAUGGGCCUUACCUGCUCCUGGGUACUCUGCUGUCCCCACAGGGUCCUGAGCUCAGCCCCUGUCACUGCCUCUCCUGCUGCCCUUUGCUUUGUCCACUCAGCAAUGUUCUCACUCCUCAUCCCUCCACGCCUACCACCUGUGUGCCAGCUUCUUGGACCAUGAGUUGCCACUCCUCGGGUGCUGGACUGUCCCCACAGCCAUCUUCUCCCCUGCUCCCCAUGAAGGAGAGCCAGUCCCCUCCCAGGUAGCACAUCAGAGCUGGCAGGCUCCAGAGGUCUUCUGGUCCUCUUGUAGUGGCCAGAAAGUGGGGACAGGGGCCCAGAGAGGGGCAGGGACUGACACAUGGUCACACAGCCUAUUUAUGGCUGAUCUGGAGCUGGAGCCAGCCUUCUGUCACCCAUCAGAGCCCCUGGAUUUCCGUUUCACCCAACACAGGGUGUUGGGGUAGAACUGGAGGGCCCCUCCACCCCUACUGUCCUGUCUCCUAAGACCACUUAUCUGACCACCAGCUGUGGGGAAGGAAAACACUUGACCCAGGCUUAUGCCCCAGGUUCCCAGGCAUGGAAUUGACUUCCUCCGCCCCUGCUGGUGUGGUGAGGGUGACUGGGGACGAGGCACUAGGCCUUCGGUGCAGGCGCCUGAGGACGUGGUUGCACUGUCCCUUCUGGGGAUGUGCCCUUGAGCCCAGGCAGAGGAGAGCGCAGCCAGGGCAGGACCUGGCAGCCCUGGUACAGAGCCCAGAGGGGGCAUCAGUUCCUGCUGGUCCUGUUCUGUUUACAGACAAGCUGCUGUCCUCCCUGCAAAGGGGAGUGGGUGGGGCAGAGGGCAAGUGCCAGGGGGACACGAGGCUGGGCAUGUGGCUGGCCUGAGACGGUGUCUGAGUAAUGUCAGGAACCUGGAGGCAUAGGGCCCUGGACCCCAGACCUCUGACCAGGGGGCGGCCAGUGUCCAGGUACCCCAACCCCUGCCCUGGGUCUGGCGUCCCCCCAUUAGUGAGUCUUGGCUCUGCUUAUAGCAUCUGACACCAGAGGGGCCGAAAAUAGCCCCUGGAGAAGGGGGAGGAGGGGGCUAUUUAAAGGGCCUGGGAGGGGAGAGGGAGUGAGGAGUGAUCAUGGCUACCUCAGAGCUGAGCUGCGAGGUGUCCGAGGAGAACUGUGAGCGCCGGGAGGCCUUCUGGGCGGAAUGGAAGGAUCUGACACUGUCCACACGGCCUGAGGAGGGCUGCUCCCUGCAUGAGGAGGACACCCGGAGACAUGAGACCUACCACCAGCAGGGGCAGUGCCAGGCGCUGGUGCAGCGCUCGCCCUGGCUGGUGAUGCGGAUGGGCAUCCUCGGCCGUGGGCUGCAGGAGUACCAGCUGCCCUACCAGCGGGUACUGCCACUGCCCAUCUUCACCCCUGCCAAGAUGGGCGCCACCAAGGAGGAGCGCGAGGACACCCCCAUCCAGCUGCAGGAGCUGCUGGCGCUGGAGACAGCCCUGGGUGGCCAGUGUGUGGAUCGCCAGGAGGUGGCUGAGAUCACCAAGCAGCUGCCCCCUGUGGUGCCUGUCAGCAAGCCGGGUGCCCUUCGUCGUUCCCUGUCCCGCUCCAUGUCCCAGGAAGCACAGAGAGGCUGAGAGGGACUGUGACUUGGGCUCCGCUGUGCCCGCCCUGGGCUGGGCCCUUCCUGGCUAGGACUGUGGAGGGGAGCUGCUGGCCAUGGCUGCUUUGUAGUUUGCCCAGAGUUGGGGGUUAGGGGAGGAGGGAGCCAGAGGCCAGGAUGCCUGAGCCCCCUGAGUUCCCAAAGGGAGGGUGGCAGAGAUGGUGGGCACUAAGGGUGGAGAGUUGGGGGCCAGCACAGCUGAGGACCCUCAGCCCCAGGAGAAGGGACAAAAGAUACUGGUGAGGGCAAGAGGUACCUGGGAGGAGUGGCCCUGAUCCAGGAAAAUGUGAGGGGAAUCUGGAAUGCUCUAGGCAGAAGAAGCUGGGAGGGAGGGGGAGGUGAAGAGGGCAGAGGCAAGGAUGGUGGGGCCCCCAGCACCUUCUGUUAGUGCCGCAAUAAAUGCUCAAUCAUGUGCCAGA